AUGAAGACUGGUGCCCCUGAUGCUGAUGCCACCGGUUUGUCCAGUCCAAGCCCACUGGACCAAGGACCCCUGAUCAAUCCGUUGGACCUCUUCAGAUUGCAUACCAAGCGAAUGGAGGAAAAGGGUGUAGCCAUCCCCCUUGAUCCAGCCUUGGAACAUCUCACCGCUAAAAAUCAUUUCAGUGACCCUGCAAUUGGAGAUGGGGAUCACUUGCCCAAAAUCAACCCAGAAUUGCUUUGCUGCUUCUGUGAUGAGCUACUACCAGCAAGUCCUUCAGCCAGGUUUUUGAAGCUGAGCUCUUAUCUUCAAGGGGUCUCUGAGGUUAAGCGUCGGGUUUCGGCCACCAACCAACUGGCUUUUCACUUACCAUCCAUUCAUCUGGGCAGUUUCCCCGGAUUGCAGACCACUGCCGUCUGCAUCAGGCAGAGUCCAGUACGAUCCCAAUGGGUCAAAAUCGCGGCUGGCCAACUCAAAUCGAGUUUUCAAUCCUCCCAAGCAGAGUCAGAUCUCACCGACAGCAUCUCAAAAAUGUAUGUGAUCGCCAAAUCCCAUCGGAUUUUCUCCGGGACGCAUUGGAGGCCUGGGAGACUCAUGGGGGACGGAAGGUCCAAAGUCUACGGUGUUCAAGGAUACAAGAUCAUUUUGAAAGAACUCCAAUCAAUGUUUAUGAGAUCGGCCAUACAAUUGGCACAACCACUAGAUAAUGAUUUCCUAUUGCGGAAAGUACUAAUACCUGAGGUGGUCAUGUGUUUGAUUGCUGAGGACUACGACUUACCAGUCCUGGACCCAAGGGUCCGAUCACAUUUGGAAGACAGCCGAUCUUUUGGCUCAGUUGUAUUUCCCGACUCAGAUGACGAAUAG
This is a messenger RNA of Puccinia graminis f. sp. tritici CRL 75-36-700-3, 861 nucleotides long. RefSeq lists its product as uncharacterized. NCBI's taxonomy places the organism in Eukaryota, Fungi, Basidiomycota, Pucciniomycetes, Pucciniales, Pucciniaceae. The transcript is spliced from 5 exons. The record is from RefSeq and is a predicted model, not a curated record. The coding region runs from base 1 to 861 and encodes 286 amino acids.